CACUCCUUCUCCGUCUUCCUCGUUUCCUUCCUCCAAACCCAAACAACAAUUUCUCACCCACUUGGAACUCACCCAAUCUCUAACGCGUGCGAAAUUAAAUCUCGUCAGCGAGAGCCAACCAAAUUGCGAAGAUCGACCUUCCAUACCAAGACCAGUAUCAAGUAAAACCGAGAACCUCACCUUCAACAUGGCGACCCACAACGAUACUACACCAGAGCCCACUGUCUUCAGAGCUCGAGGUAUGGAGAUUGAUACUCGUCUCACAGUCUUUAGCAAAGUAUUCCACGUCAGCUCAGCAAUCUUGAAAAUGCACUCCCAGUACUUCUUCAAGUUCCUCGACUCGGCGGACAAGAUUGCUGUCGAAUCUUCGGAUGGAUUCAAAUACGACUGGGUUACGAAGAUCGUGGAUGAUGGAAAAGAUUGGCAGCUUGUGUGUGCUGGUCCAAACGCUGGCGAUCUCAAUCGACCCCAGUGGGCCAAGAGCAAGCACGAGAGAUGCUAUCAGACGAGUGCGUUUCGCAAUAUUCUGAAGGCUAUGUACAUGCUGCCAUACAGGCUUGACAGGGUGCAAGAUCUGUCAAAUAUGACCUGCUUGGCUCGAUUUUACAUGUGUCUUCCCCUAGUUUCACGGACUUUAGAUGGGGCAUUGGCAAGAAGCCAUAGCUUGUCUCGUGUUGACCUGCGAGAUUCUUGUUCUGAAUUACUUUCAGUAGCUAUUGAGCUUAGACACAAAGCUUUGUUCGAGGACUCUUUGAUAUACUGCCUCGGGCCUUUUUCCAACCCAGUCUUCCAACAAAUGACCGACAACAAGCUCAACAGACUGGCUCUGUCACACUAUCAUAAGCUCAGAUCUGAUCUUUCAGGACUUCUUCAUACUAUUAUUCACGCCAUGGUUGAGGAGGGACCCCUUAGAGGCGACCAUAAUACAGCAGAUGACGCGUUCAGCAGCCGUCCUUUGGCUUGUUUUAGGCGUGCAAUCGACCUGGAAGCACAGAAGUUUUCUGGGAGUGGCCAUGUCUACCUGCCCAGACUGCUCCGCGGUAUGCUUGAAAACGAACGAGUUUUUUCUUCAUUCAUUACGAAGGGCCUGGCCUCCUUCAUGCAAAACGAUCUAACAAUCCGUCAUGGCUUAUCAGAGGAAGCUGGCAAAGACAGCUCUGAAGACUACUUCCUAGUAAGCACGAUCGAAGGCGACGAUGACUACCCAUGGGAUACUACCGUUGAAGACUGGUAG
This is a messenger RNA of Cadophora gregata, 1234 nucleotides long. RefSeq lists its product as uncharacterized. The record is from RefSeq and is a predicted model, not a curated record. Bases 188 to 1234 code for a protein of 348 amino acids. The transcript is spliced from 2 exons. NCBI's taxonomy places the organism in Eukaryota, Fungi, Ascomycota, Leotiomycetes, Helotiales, Ploettnerulaceae.